GAGGUGCUCGCGCCUUCGACCGGUUCUCAGCUCAGUGGCCGCAGCGCCAGCACCCUCCCACCCGCACACUCGUGUAGACAGGUCCGGAGGCCGAGAGGGCUUAGCUCGCGCCGGGUGUCUAGCUCCCGAAGUAAACGGCGCACUGAGCGGCGAUGACCGCGGAGGAGAUGAAGGCGGCGGAGAGUGGGGCGCAGUCGGCGCCGCUGCCUCUGGAGGGAGUGGACAUCAGCCCCAAGCAAGAUGAAGGCGUGCUUAAGGUCAUCAAGCGAGAGGGCACAGGCACAGAGAUGCCCAUGAUUGGGGACCGGGUGUUUGUCCACUACACUGGCUGGCUGUUAGAUGGUACCAAGUUUGACUCCAGUCUGGACCGCAAGGACAAAUUCUCCUUUGAUCUAGGAAAAGGGGAGGUCAUCAAGGCUUGGGACAUUGCUAUAGCAACGAUGAAGGUGGGGGAAGUGUGCCACAUCACCUGCAAACCAGACUAUGCCUAUGGUUUGGCGGGCAGUCCUCCAAAGAUCCCCUCUAAUGCUAUACUUGUGUUUGAGAUAGAGUUGUUUGAGUUCAAGGGAGAGGACCUGACAGACGACGAAGAUGGUGGCAUCAUCCGCAGAAUACGAACUCGGGGUGAAGGCUAUGCCAGGCCCAAUGAGGGAGCUGCUGUGGAGGUCACACUGGAAGGGUACUACAAUGACCAAAUGUUUGACAAGCGGGAGAUCCACUUUGAGAUUGGUGAGGGAGAGAACCUGGAUCUGCCUUGUGGACUGGAGAAGGCCAUUCAGCGCAUGGAGAAAGGAGAACAUUCCAUUGUGUACCUCAAACCCAGCUAUGCUUUUGGCAAUGUUGGGAAGGAAAAGUUCCAAAUCCCACCACAUGCUGAACUGAAAUACGAAAUUCACCUUAAGAAUUUUGAGAAGGCCAAGGAGUCUUGGGAAAUGAGUUCGGGAGAGAAGCUGGAACAGAGCACCAUAGUGAAGGAGCGGGGCACUGUGUACUUCAAGGAGGGCAAGUACAAACAAGCUGUACUGCAGUACAAGAAGAUUGUGUCUUGGCUAGAAUAUGAGUCAAGUUUAUCCAGUGAGGAAGCACAGAAGGCACAGGCUCUUCGUCUGGCCUCACACCUCAAUUUGGCCAUGUGUCACCUGAAACUGCAGGCCUUCUCAGCUGCCGUUGAAAGCUGCAACAAGGCCCUGGAGCUGGACAGCAAUAAUGAGAAGGGCCUCUUCCGCCGAGGAGAGGCCCACCUGGCAGUGAAUGACUUUGAAUUGGCACGGGCUGACUUCCAGAAGGUCCUGCAGCUCUACCCCAGCAACAAGGCUGCCAAGGCCCAGCUGGCUAUCUGCCAGCAGCGGAUCCGCAAGCAGCUUGCACGGGAGAAGAAGCUCUACGCCAACAUGUUUGAGAGGCUGGCUGAGGAGGACAGCAAAGCCAAGGCAGAAGUAGCAGCAGGAGACCAUAAUUCUGACACAGAAAUGAAGGAUGAGCAGAACAAUGUGGCAGGGAGCCAGUCUCAGGUGGAAACAGAAGCAUAGCCUCUCCCCAGCCCUACUCCUGUGGCUGCCUGCCUCCCUGUUCCCUGCCCUACUCCACCCUGUUAGUUUUGUAAAAACUGAAGAAUUUUGAGUGAAUUAGACCUUUAUUUUUCUAUCUGGCUAGAUGGUGGCUUUGGGGGGAAGGGGGAAAGUAGUAGGCUUGGGGGGGAUUGAGGUGGGGGUAGUUUUAAUGGUAUCACCCCCUAUGCCUCCCCCCUUCCCUCAUUACAUAUAAACAUAUGUCCAUCCACUUAUUCAUCAGAAUGUUAAUUUAUUUUGCUUCCUAUGUUUCCUAGGUCCAUUUUUCAAAUGGUAGAAGGGGGAGAAUGGUAGGGAUGGGGUCUGAUGUGAGACCAGGGUGGAGAGGGAGACCCCCAGGCAGCUGUUUUCCUCAUCCUUUCCCUCUUGCAGUCCAUUUCCAAACAUGUGGCCUCCAUGUGGGUGCUAGGGGUAUGGGAAAAACCACUGCUGUGCCCAUUACUUCUCUUUGUUCCCUUCCUCACCCCAGAUGGUGUGGCUGAUGAUGUCUUCUGGUGUCAUGGUGAUCACCCCCUGUACCCCCUUCCAUUGUUUCCCUUCUUAUCCCUUACCCUUCUUGGCCAGAUUAUGUCCCCACCUCCCCUCAGCCUCUUCUCUGCACGUUGCUGAAGGUCCAGGUUCUCCUCAAGUUCCGUGCUUGAGCAAUAAAGUGGAAACCAUAAAACCUGGGUGUCAG
Messenger RNA from Orycteropus afer afer, 2244 nucleotides. RefSeq names its product FKBP prolyl isomerase 4 (gene FKBP4). NCBI's taxonomy places the organism in Eukaryota, Metazoa, Chordata, Mammalia, Tubulidentata, Orycteropodidae. Gene Ontology annotation, molecular function: protein binding; peptidyl-prolyl cis-trans isomerase activity. The record is from RefSeq and is a predicted model, not a curated record.